This is a messenger RNA of Xylona heveae TC161, 691 nucleotides long. RefSeq lists its product as hypothetical. Bases 129 to 485 code for a protein of 118 amino acids. NCBI's taxonomy places the organism in Eukaryota, Fungi, Ascomycota, Xylonomycetes, Xylonales, Xylonaceae. The transcript is spliced from 2 exons. The record is from RefSeq and is a predicted model, not a curated record.
UCUCAAAUUAAGGAUUAGGACAAGCUUCUUUCCUUUACCAGCUCCAGCUUCAGCCUCAGCCUCAACGUCCCAGCUCAUUAGCACUCUUCUCGUGAUUGAGAAUCACAGUCAAAGUCAAAAAAGCAGCCAUGGGCCGACCAACGACCUCCUCUGACCCGUACGAAACCACCACCACAACCACCACAACCAACGAGCAAUAUGCCUCUGCGGGCGCCAGUUUCGGGGCCUCUGCCUCCCUGGGAGCAUCGGGCAGAAUAGGCCUCUCGUCGCAAGCAGCGAGUCAGCAUCGGGCUGUGAACCCGGCCGCUCAGACUGCGAGUCUCCCUCAGCAGCAGCAACAGCAGCAGCAGGGAAUAACUGGCGCGCAAGGUGCAAGGGGUUACUUGCCGCAGGGAGGCCAGAGCCAGAUUGAUCCCGCGACGGCGGAUAGGUUGUAUAGAGAGAGAAUGGAAGAGGAGUAUGCCAAGCGCGAGGGAGGUGCGUAGGGCGUAAUGCGCGUGAUACUGCGCUGCGCUCUGAAAAGGGAGUUUUUGUCAACGUAACAAGAGAGUUAAAUUCGGGUUUGUUUUAUGGGGAUGCGGCAUAAAGGGGAGCAAUGGGAAAAUGGAUAGGUAAUGAGAUAAUUGAUGGGAGUAGACGUGGGUAAAAUAUAUAAAUCAAUCGGGUAAUUUGAAUAUAAUUUUGCAUUAUA